AUGUCAAAAAAAACUAAGGUAAAUAAUUUGAAAAAGAAAAUCACAAUUUAAAAAAAUAAAAAUGAGGAUUUAGUUGAAGAACAAAUUAAGUUAAUAUCAGAAUGGGAUGAAGAUGAAAACAGUUAAAUAUAAAAUAAUGGUAGUAAUUAUGAAGUAAAUAAAUAAUAAUAAUAAAAUUAAAAUAUAAAAUAAGCUUCAAUCCAUUAAAAUAUUAUCUACAAAACUGAUAACUAAUAAAAAAAUGUAUUAAAUAUUGACUAAAAAUAAAAUUAGGAUUAAGAAUUUGUAUCUUAAUUAAAUAGUAUAAAUGAUGUAUCUUAAAAGUUAUUAACAAAUUUGCCAUAUAACGCAAAAAAUAUGACAAGAGAUAAAUUCGAUCCUAAAAGCUCUUAAAAUUAAAAGCUGUUAAAGCUAAAUACAAACGAUUAAAAUAAUUUAUUUUCUGCGUAAAAUAUUAAAUCAACAAGAGUUAUAUAAGAUGAAAAGUCAAAUUAAAGAAGAAAAUCUUUGAAAGGAACUGCUGAUUAAAAAAAAACUACAACUAAAAAUGAAGAUGGUGAUUAAGAUGAUUUUGAGUAGAAUUUUGAAAAUUUUUUUGGUAAGUUAGAAAAAAAGACAGGAGCUUAAGGAGUCUAGAAAAAUAAAUAACCACUUAAACUUGGAUAAUUUAAAUUUAAAUAAAAACCCAUUAAGUAAUCCUCGAUAGAAAUUUUACAAGAAGAAUAUUAUACAAAUUUAUUUAAAUUGGUCUACUAAGAUUAUAAUCCUCCUUCAAUAACAAAAAAUAAUUAAACUAAUAACUAGAAUAACAGUGCUGAUUUAUUUGAUAAAAUUUAGUAGUCAGAAAAAAAUUUUCUUCAGUAGGAAUUAGAAUAGUUGGCAAUAUAAAUGGGAUUUAGUCCAAAAGAAGUUGAAUAGGAUUAUGAGUUAUUUUAAAAAAUGGUUUUGACGUAAAUUGAUGAUGAAAUUGAAAAAGAAACAGAUCCAUUAAAUAAUGUUGUUUACUUUAAUAACUAAAUUUUAAAAAUAGAAAAUAAGCACCCUUUUUUUAAUAGAUACAUGACUAUAAUUGAAGAUUUGCAAAAACAAUAUAUUACAAAUAAAAAUAUAAAUGAAGAAGAAUAAGAAGGAUAUUUUAGUAAAAAAAAAGUUGCAACUCAAGUACAGUUUAAAUAGCAAUCAUAAUAAUAAUAGCUUACUUCUUAAAACUCAGCUUAGUUAAGUCGUUUAUCAAGUAAAAGUAGUGUUGUUACAAGAGACAACCUUUCUUCUGUUUCAUAUGUCACCAAGGGAUUAAGAAGAAAAAGAACUUAAUAGUCUUCACAGGCUUCUGUCAAUAGCAUAAGAUCAACUAAAUCUAAUGUAAUAGUUAAAAAACCAAAUAAAAAACAUCUUUACAAUCAUCCUGAAGUGUUCACAAUUGUAGAUAAUAAUUGUUAAAUGACGUAAACAAAGUUAAACGAAGUUCUUGGCUAAUUAGAAGAGAUUAAAGAAGAUUUCGGCGAUAAUUUAAAGAUUAACAAUUUUGAAUAUGCGACUCCAAAAUAAAUUAUCAAUUUAUUAAAUAAAGCUUAAACAUAUUAUGAAGAUUAUUACGGGUUUAAUCUAGAAUAGCUUCAGUAUUUAAUUCAAAACUAAAUUUCUUACUGGAAGUUAGAUCCUUAGGAUGUUGCUUAAGAGAUUGUAAAUCUAUAGAUUUAUGAUUUUGAGGAUAUAUAUUGGAUAGCUAGAGUUAAACUUAGCAUAGAAUUACCACCAGACUGGAUUAAAAUCUACCAUAAUUAACUCAUUUAUAAAAAUAUUAUCAGUAACUUAGCUAUGACUAUUCAUCCUUGUCAUUCUUAUAUUAGAGCACUUAUUAAAAAUGAAUAUGAUAAAUUAAAGGAAGGAAAAAAUUAAAAUAAAAAUAAUAAUUUAAUCUUAUUAUACAAAGACUAAUAAGGUGGUACACAAAUAGUCUUCUAAUUUAGCAAAUCUCAUUUCAUGAUUUUUAAAAAUCACCUAAAUGAAGAAUAUAGCAUAGAUAUAAACUUAAUUGUAGCUGACAUUUUAAACAAUACUAGUGAAAAAGUUAAAGAUUUAAUGUAACAUAAAAUUAGCUAAAAUGAUAAAAAAGAUAAUAAUUACAAGUCUGUAAAAGAAUUAAUAAUGGAAACUGAAAAUAUAGAAAAUCAAAUUUUAAAAGUAAAAAAUAAAAAUGAAGAAGAUGAUAUAUUAAAUAACUAAGAAGAGCAUGGAUAACUCAGUUUAGAUUAAUUAGAAAAGGAAGAAGAAAUAAAAUAAGAUACAGACUUUGGAUACUAUGAUAACUAGAAUUAAUAAGCAAUAUAAGAAAAUUAAAAACAAAAGAUAUUAAAAAAAAAUAAAAAAAGGAAGCAAAUUUAUUAAGAAAAUUUGCUAGAUGAUCAUCUUUUAAUAAUCUGCUAGGAGGUAGAUAUUCAAUUACCUUAGGAAGUUCAUUUAUUAGCAUUAGUAUCAGAAUACCUACUUUAUAUCGAAAAAGACCCUAAAAAAACAAAUUGGAGAUUCAGAGUUAAUUAAGAAACAGGUUUUCAUUAUUGGAUCAAUAAAGAAAAAAAUGAAACAGUCAAAUAAUUUCCUUACAAAUAAGAAUUAGAAGAGAUAUUAGACUAUUAUUAGAAAACAUUAGAUCAAGAAUCUCAAAGAUUCAAACUAAAAAAGGGAGUGUUAAAACACAUUCUUUAAUACAUUGUUAAAUCUGAGGAAGAGAACGAAAUUACUAUUUUUUCUCAGCUUUAAAAAGAAGCCCAAAAUUUUGUGCUUCAUUUUAUUUCACAUUACAAAAAAUUUGAAAAUAUUUAUGAAUAUGAUCCUAUCUUAAAUCACCCUUAAAUUACUUAUCGUCACUUUUUAUUAGAAUAGGAAGGAAUUGAAUUUUAUUCCUUAAAUAACAUUAAUAAGUAUUUAAUUGGUGAUAAAAUAAUUUUACAAGAUGAUUUGAAGUAGUAGCUACUAUUUUGGUGGCCUUACUAGCUUUAACUUAAAAAAUACCUUGAUAAAGAUGUAGCUUAAAAGGUUAAGAAUACAAAUGAAUUACUUUAAGAUGAACAAUUUUUAUCUAAUGCAUUUGAUAAAGAUGAGUUUGAAGAGGUUCUUGAGCUAUCUAUUCAUCUAGAGGCUUCAUCGGAAGAAGAAGAUGAAGCAGAAGAAGAAUAUGAAAGUUAUGAAGAUGAUGAUGACGAAGAAGAAGAAGUUGAAGGAGAAGAAGAGGUUAAUGGUCAGUCGAGUCACUCUUAAUCUGUUUCUAGUGAAGGGAGUGCUAAAAACUAAUCUGAUUUAUCUGAUUCAUCCUCUUCCAGCUCUCUUGAUUCAGAUGAUAAAUAAUUAAAAAAUUCAAAAGAGCUUGAUGAAAAGAGUAAUAAAAGUUAAAAAGGAAGUGCUCCUUAAAGUCCUACUUUAUCAAAUUCUGUAAGCAGAUAAAGUAGUUUGCUAAAACAUGGUCUUUUUUAAAUGUUACAAGAAAGAUAAAGAAGCAGAUCCUUAUUAGGUAGCAGAAAAAAUAGUAUUGAUUAAAAAUAAAUUAAUUCUAAAUUUAAUUAAUCUUCUAAUGGAGGAAAACCUGGUAUACUCAAGGUGCUAUAAAUGUUAAAGGAGAAUAAAAGUGUUUCAACAAAUAUUUCAGAAGAAAGCAAAGAGCAGACUGAUGCAUCAUAAAAUACUGAACAAAAUAGUGCAGAACCAUAAAAACCAUUAUCAGUGCUUUCCAGAUUUAAAAGAGCAGCAAUUAAUGCUGCCUAGUAAAAUUUACAUAUAAAGAAUUAAACUUCAUAAUUGAAUAGCAUUUAAGAGAACGAAAAUAAUAUUUAAGAAGAUUAAAAUGAAAAAAAUUAAUAAAACUAAUUAGGUAAUCAAGUUUAAUAAUAAGAAUAAAUUUAAGGUGCUCAAAUUAAUGAAGACUAACUAAAUGCUUAACAACAACAUGGUUAAGAGACUGAUAAUAAAUAAAACAAAAAACAUUAGAAAGAUAGAAAAAAAUAAGAAGAAAAAAAUAAAAAUAAAGUUGAUGAUGAUCAAAUUAUGGGUAUUGCUCAAUUAGCUGGUGAAAUUUUUGAAAAGGUGCAUAAAAAAACUAAAAAAAGAAGGAAAAAAGUGGUUGAAAAAAAGCCAGAAAAACUUGCCUUAAAUCAAAUUUUCAAAAAAUACAAUGGCAAUAUCAGAAAAAAUAGAAUUAAAGAAAAGUUCGAAUAAGAAAGGCAAAAAGUUUUAUUAGAACUUAAGCUUUUAAGAUAAGAGCAAAAUAAGAAUAUUGAAAAAAAGAAAAUGCCCAAGAAAAAAAAGAAAAUAAAUCUCUAAAAUAGCAGUGAUGAAGAGGAGGAAGACUUUCUUAAUGAGUCUGCUUUUUUAAGUUAAGCUUCCACUUAAAGAGAUUACUUUAGAUCAUCUUAAACCUGGUUUGAAGAUUAAAAUUCAACAAUCCCAAAUAAUGAGCAGAAAGAUGGGAAGAAAGCUAAAAAACCUACAUAUGAACAAAAGAUUAAAUAACAAGUUGUUCAGAAAACUCAAAUUGAUUUAAAGAAAAAGAAAGAAGCAAUUAAAAAAUUUAAUUAUCAAGAUUUUUUUAUGAGAGAAAUAAAUGAAAAUUAUUUCUACAAGCAGGAUUUAAAGAAAAUGAGAGCUGAUAUAAGAGAAUAGAGAAGAUGCAAAAUCAAAGAGCUUUUUGAUAUGAUGUAAAAAGAAUAUAUGGAGCUAAAAUAAGAGCAAGCUUAAAUCAAAGUAAUUGAGUAAUUCCAAUUUAUUAAUGAGCAAAAUCAAAAACCAGAUUCAUUUUUAUCCCAAUUCGAAAAAUAUUACUUGUAAAAGAAAGAAAUGUUCAAAGGAAUUUCUGAUAAACUUGAUUCUUUGUUGUUAAUUACUUCGAACCCUAAUGACAGAAUUUCACUCCCUAAGAAAGCUAUUCCAGAAAAUUAAGAAAACAACAGAUAAAAUAUAAUCCAUAAUUUUCAUAAAGACAGUGUUGUUAAAGUUUACAAAAUCAAUAAUACUAUUCCUUAAUUUAAAGUAGACAGAUUUCGCUCUGCAUCACCAAUCUCUAAAAACAACUAAUAAAAUAAAAAAUAUCAAAAUAUAUUUGAGUAAGAAAUAUAAGUUGAAUAAGUGAAUCAAUGUUUAAAACCAAAAUUAUAACCAUUACAAUCUCGCCCAUCAACUUCUUCUUAAUCAACAAGACCAUGCACAGCAAGGAGCACAAGUGCGAAAUCUAGUAAAAGAAAAGUUAUUGACGCGUCUUUAAAAAUACCAAACCAAAACAAAAUUUAGGAAAUAAAAGUAAAAAACUAAAAUUUUAUCAAAGUUCAAAAUAUAAUUGAUGCAAAUCUUGAUAAUGAAAACAUAAAUAAAUAACAAUAAGAAGAAUUUAAGUUGCAAGAAUAAGUAUUAAAAGGUUGUGAUAAAAUAGAGAAUUAAAGAAGCUAAUCUCCUUCCUCUAAACAAAUUAAACCUUCAUCUCCUAAUAAUUAAAAUCAACAAUAGAUUUCUUGUAUUUAUUAACCAAAAAAAUUAGAUUUUUCUAUUUCCAGAGAUUUGAUGAGUAGGAUAAGAGUGAAUAGACUUUUAGAGAAUCUUUGUGAUUAAAAAUCAGAUUAUAUAAAAGUAGAAUAAAAAGAUGGAAAUAAAUUUAGAAAUUACUUUAAGUUAAUAUCUCUUGAUCAGUUAUUUGAUUUAAAAUAUUCUUUAUUAGAAGAAAAGCUUAAUCAGUUGAUUUUUGAGUUUAUUAUGAAAACUUGUAAAGGGAUUUAACCUCAAUAAAAACUUGCUUUUGAAGAGUCUUCUGAGCUUAAAAUUAGAUUUUAUUUUAUGUUUUAAGAUCUUUUUCAUAGAAUAAAACUAUUUUUAUAUUCUCUUUCUUCUAUUUAAUGCUAUAAAGAUUAUUUUUAUGCUUUUUUGAAUAGAAAAACAUAACUGCUUUACAAAAUAAUUAAUGUAAAAUUUGGUAUUGAGAUUUAAAAUAAAAUUAAUGAUAAAAUUUAAUUGAUAUUUCCUAAGCUUUUAGAGGAAUAAGAGCUAUAUUUAGAUUAAUUUUAAAAUGGUUUUGAUUAUGUAGAUUCCCCUUUUACCCAUAAUCCUUUCAAAAUAAAUUUCAACAUAAUUGAAUAAGACUUCUUCAUUGAUUAAAUCAAAGAUUAUGUUUAAAAUAAAUAUGAAUCUGAAAUUAGGAAAAUAGAGAACUAUAAAAGACAUUUAUGGAGAUAAGAAAAACUUUAAUAGAUUAUUUAAAGAAGAAAAUUAAAUAAAUAAUUGGAUGAUGAGUUAAAAAUAUUGGAAAGAGAGAAUGAAUCAGAAAGCGACGAUGAGCAAGAAGAUGAAAUAAAAAGAUUAGAAAAACUUACACCAGAGCAGCUGCAUUUACAAUUUAUGUUAGAAAAAUACAAUGAAAAUUAAAUUCCUUAUUAAAGAUAAAAAGAUAAAUCAAAGAAUAUUUAAGAAAAUCCUUAAAUAGUAGUGAAAUUCUUACCAAGGAUUAUAGAAAAUUAAGAAAAAGUUUAUUAUUUAAAAUAAAAUCAUAGGAUGUUUAGAAUUUUGCUAACUGAAAUAGGUUAAAUUCAUAAAGUUAAUAAAAAUAAUAUCUUAAAGUAUGAAGUUUUUAACAGUAGUCUUUUAACUCCAGAUCAUGUAUUCAGAAUGGCUAAAAAGCUAAAAUUUGACAAAAAUUUUUCUCUCUACUGGAUUUCUUAUCUAUAUUGCAUUUUUAUUAUAAGAUAUUCUCAAGAUUUGAUUUAAUAAUAAUUUAAAAAUAAUGAAGCUUUAGGCAAAAAUGAUUCUUCUAAUUAUUUAAGCGAUUAGAAAAAUACCUAAUAAAAUAAUUAAGGAAAUGACUUUCUAGAAAAAUUCAUUGAAUCAGAGAAUGAUUAUGAUAUUUAUUUUGAGGUAUUAGCUGAAUUUUAAGCUAUAAAAAGUGAUCUUCUACAGGAAUUCUUAGUUCCUAAACAAAAGUUAGAGUAUUUAGAGGUUAUUAACUGGUUUUAGUUUAUUGAUGAGACAAUACCUUUUUAGGUAGUUGAAGAAAAAAUAGAUUUAGUUCAACUGUACAAAUAGCCAAUUAAACUCAAGCCAAAAGAAGAAAUAUUCUUUUUGAAUGAAGUCAGGCACAAUCCAAAAGUAUUUUAUUUUAAUACUUUUACCUAAACUAAAAGAGCAGAUAUGCCAUAAAACAUUAUAGACUUGAAAAGUAAAUACUUAAACUCAGAAAAAGUAUUACUAUCUGAUAUAAUUUAUUAAAUAUCUGAAUUAAUUAUGGCAAAGCAUUGA
Molecule: messenger RNA, 7266 nt
Organism: Tetrahymena thermophila SB210
Lineage: Eukaryota; Ciliophora; Oligohymenophorea; Hymenostomatida; Tetrahymenidae
Exons: 15
Source: RefSeq, a predicted model, not a curated record